Aethina tumida (small hive beetle) is the source of this 714-nucleotide messenger RNA. RefSeq names its product high mobility group protein I-like. The coding region runs from base 138 to 410 and encodes 90 amino acids. NCBI's taxonomy places the organism in Eukaryota, Metazoa, Arthropoda, Insecta, Coleoptera, Nitidulidae. The transcript has 3 exons. The record is from RefSeq and is a predicted model, not a curated record. Gene Ontology annotation, molecular function: DNA binding.
GGCUCCCAUAGGCUAGGCGAUUUUGGCGGGUGAUAUCUGCGCCACCUUACUACCUCUCGUGCAACGACCGACCAACGCAAUCGUCGCCGAUCCUCAGGUUUGGAAAGUAGAAAAUUGAUUUGAAAUCUAACAGCAUCAUGCCUGAUGAAGUUUCCCCAUCAAAACGUGGCCGCAAAGCCGCAGCCACUGCCGAAAAAGCCGAGAAACCAGAGCCAAAGAAGCGCGGAAAGGACUCCAAGGCCGACGCUGAGGAUGGCGCCAGUCCCGUGAAGAGGGGACGUGGCCGUCCAAAAGGCACCACCAAGAAGAAGGCUGCCCCCAAGGCCACCGGCAAACCCCGCGGUCGCAAACCGAAAAAGACUGAAGACAGCGAGGAAAAUGACACUGAAGAGAACGAUGAUGACGAAUAAGUCUACUUUGUAUUUUGAAUAAUGUAUUUGUAUUAGUGUUCUUUUAACUGUAGUUUAGGUUAUGAUACAUUGUUCUAGAAAAUAAUUUUAUUUUUUAAUUUUGUACUGUAUAUAUAUACAUAUAAAAAAUCCUAAAUUUUCUUGUAAGUUUUGCAGAUUAAAGAAUCUCUUUACUUUAUGGAAGGAAGCUGAACAAUUUGAAUAUUAUUUGAAUAUUUGAUAUCUACAGUUAUAAAUGAUCAGCUUUCUUUUGUAAAACUUUAAUAGAACAAAGUUUGGUACAAUAAAUUCUAUAUAAUAAUGA